AGCCUCGAUGACAAAGAUGUUGCCCUGCGGACAAGAUCAUAUGAUUGUAUCCGUUCUUCCUACCAUGCUUCCCGGACCAUCUUCUGACUUCCAAUUUCUCCUCUCAACGAUUGAGACAAAGAUAACAGUCGAGGAUCUGUGGGAGGGAGGGUUCAUCAGAUCCGACAGCAAGUUAGUCAAUCUAUCGUACAUGGUGUUUGUAUGACCUACCGCAGUCACCAGGAUUCGCUUCAAUUGCUCGCUGAUUAGUGACUGGUGACAUCGAGGGUGACGGUGAGGCAGCGAGAGACAGAAGUGGGCGUCAUCAUCGUCGUUUCGCCGGCCGGCAAGAUGAUGAAACCUCUGUCUUUCAGAUACGCGCUCAGUACGAGAAAGUGCAGAUCGCCCUUGUUUGCUCCACUUCGCGAGAGGCCCUCAGCCUCAGCCUCAGUCUCUCCUCGCCCACAGCUCGUCCGGUGCUCGUCUAGCUCGAUCUCAGGGAAGCCUUCCUACGAAGCGCUGUUGGUGGACGUCGGAGGCACUUUGCUGGAAACGUCGAAACCCGUGGCAAGUAUUUAUGCCGAGCUCGGAUUGAAGUACGGCUUGAAGAAAUCGCCGGAUGAAAUCAAGACGGGCUUCAAGAAAGCAUUCGCCGCACCGUGGCCCGAGCGACUGCGGUACGAGGGAGAUGGAAAGCCCUUCUGGAGAUUCGCCGUCGCCACUGCAACCGGUUGCCGUGACGAGAGCUACUUCGAAGAGUUGUACCAGUAUUUUGCCAGGGGGGAAGCAUGGAGAGUCUCAGCUGGUGCUCAGGAAGCGCUGGUGCAGCUUCGUGAAGCAGGAGUGAAACUUGCAGUUGUCUCGAACUUUGACUCUCGUCUACGGCCAGUUCUACAAGAUCUACAAGUUUACAGCUUAUUUGAUGCUAUAAUCGUCUCAUCGGAGAUCGGUUUCGAAAAACCUGCCCGACAAAUUUUUGAAGCAGCUCUGAAUGAGCUGAAAGUUGGCGCAGAACAAGCCGUUCAUGUUGGGGACGAUGCUACGGCAGACAAGGCGGGUGCCGAAGCCCUUGGGAUCAAAGCCUGGCUGUGGAAGAAGGAUGUCAAGUCUUUCAAGGAGGUAGCUGGACGGAUCCUCAAUGCAGAUGCAUAUCCUGAAGGAAGUUAGAGAAUGUGUGCUUCUUGGAACGCUCAUAUCUUGGAGUUGUGAAAGUCUUGUGGAAGGUGGAAGGAGGAAACAGUUGGGACGGAGCCAGGAAAGGUUGAAACUAUGUAUGGAGUAUGGAACGGAGACAAAUACCACACAAACGGGAGCAGUGGGUCAGAGACAGAAUGAUGUAAGCUCGGAAUAGUCAACAUCGUCUGGAACUUUGAAAGACGGUUUUUUUCAGACUUUGGCAACCAUCUCUACUAUGAAAAGCGAAGCAGCACAGAGCUUGUAGGACUGAGAACAUGGUGAAAUGCUAGAUGCUUUCUGGUUCUGGACACUCACUACGAUCUCCACAGCUGAAGGUAGGAUCUCAUCUAUGGAAAGUAUUGCCACAAAAAGUGCCUGGGAGUUUCGUUAACGUUGAUCUCCGAAACCUAGAGAUCCAUGUGCAGAUGGUGGCAUGAUGUGGUCUGGGUCGGUUGAUGCUGCAGAUUUGGAUUGUAGCCAAUGUGCGACAGUAGACACUACUUUAGAUUCAAAAGCCAAAUAGUGGAGCUGGUUUUCCACGUACUGUUGCAGGGAGAACAGAUUAUUCGCUUGAGACGAGUCUGACGUUGUUGCGCUCGUCACAUGAUGUGGGUCCUCGUGGUGUGGGAUAUUCCGACGUCAGAUGUCUGGUUCGCCUUGCAGAACAGUUACAUGAUAUCAAGUCUCUUGAUGUAUUGUCCUCUUUCAUCAAGAGCUGAAGGUGGUGUCCAGCUCGUGUAGUGUUAUGUGGGUGUUCUCGACUACUCCUUAAGCCAACUCGGUUGAUCCUCACAUAUCCAUGACAAUAAACUACAUCGACUUCGCUUACUAUUACC
Messenger RNA from Marchantia polymorpha subsp. ruderalis, 1991 nucleotides. The record is from the annotation of a GenBank genome assembly. Lineage: Eukaryota; Viridiplantae; Streptophyta; Marchantiopsida; Marchantiales; Marchantiaceae.